GGACCGGUCCUCAGAUCAGAGAAGACCAGCUCUGGGUGGGGCAGAGUAGGAGGCCUUGAGCCCAGCCCCUGCCUCCACCUUGCUCGCCAUUGGGCUGGGAAGGGGGCCCAACACAAAGGACAGAAGCAGAAAGCACCAGAAACCUGGGAUCCUGUGACACCAGAUCCCACAUGGGCCCUGUAGGGGGUGUGGGGAACAGGGCUCUUAGUUGACCUGGGCCCUGGGCUGUCUCAGGAAGCCAGGCUCAUGAGGUCUGCUGGGGGCAUGGCAGGUAGAACCCUGGCCCUGUGUGAGGUGAGGCAUGGUUGCCAGGUGACGGUGCCAGGGUAGCCACCCACCAUCAGAAGCACUCUGCUUGCUGUGCUCUCCCCUCAGCUGCAGCUACCCCGGUGCCGCUCCUUCCCGGCCACCAUGGCACGGCAGCUCAACAUGGACACGGUGCGGCAGAACUUCUGGAAGGAGGAAUAUCUGAGGGAAAAGAUGUUGCGCUGUGAAUGGUACCGCAAGUAUGGGUCGAUGGUGAAGGCCAAGCAGAAGGCUAAGGCUGCAGCCCGCCUGCCCCUCAAACUGCCCACCCUGUACCCCAAAGCCCCACUCUCACCCCCACCCGCCCCCAAGUCUGCCCCUUCCAAGGCACCCAGCCCUGUCCCAGAGGCUCCUUUUGAGGCAGAAAUGUACCCAGUACCACCUGCCACCCGAGCCCUGCUGUAUGAAGGCAUCUCCCACGACUUCCAGGGGCGCUAUCGCUACCUCAACACUCGAAAACUGGACAUGCCAGAGACGCGAUACCUCUUCCCCAUCACCACCAACUUCAUGUAUGGCUGGCAGCUGGGCCCCCCAGUGAAGCAAGAACUGGUCUCCUGCAAGAUGUGCCGCAUUGAGUCAUUCUUCCGCAAGAACGGGGCUUUCGCACUACUGGAUCCCAGGGACCUGGCCCUCUGACCAUUGGCCAGGCAUGGGCUUAGGGGAAGGAAGAAAAAAUAACGGGCCUCCUGGUGGGGCAAAGCUGC
Cebus imitator (Panamanian white-faced capuchin) is the source of this 1010-nucleotide messenger RNA. RefSeq names its product ATP6V1F neighbor (gene SPMIP1). The coding region runs from base 412 to 942 and encodes 176 amino acids. Lineage: Eukaryota; Metazoa; Chordata; Mammalia; Primates; Cebidae. The transcript is spliced from 2 exons. The record is from RefSeq and is a predicted model, not a curated record.